This is a messenger RNA of Neurospora tetraspora, 2118 nucleotides long. RefSeq names its product carotenoid oxygenase. The transcript has 2 exons. The annotation marks the transcript as partial. Gene Ontology annotation, molecular function: carotenoid dioxygenase activity. Gene Ontology annotation, biological process: carotene catabolic process. The record is from RefSeq and is a predicted model, not a curated record. NCBI's taxonomy places the organism in Eukaryota, Fungi, Ascomycota, Sordariomycetes, Sordariales, Sordariaceae.
AUGACAUCAACCCCCUACGUCACCACCCCCAUCACCAACUCCCCUGACUCUCGACCCCCCUACGAUGAGCACGGCCGCUUGACCUCCCCACACCCCGUGCGCUUCCCGCCCACUCCUCCCUUCACAGGCUUCAACACCCCCCUCCGCGCUCCCCACCUCUCUCUCCCCUACCUCCCCAUCUCCGGCCAGAUUCCCGCGGGACUAAACGGGACCUUCUACCGCGUCCAACCCGAUCGGUUUUUCCCUCCUCUGUACGCGAACGACAUACACUUUAAUGGGGACGGCGCCGUGACAGCUAUUAGUCUGUUGGGGCCGGGAGCUCCUGUCGCUCCUAUCGCUCCAGAGCCAGGCACAGGAGCCUCAGGAGGUGAUGCAGACCAAGCGCAAGCAGGAACAGGAACAGCCACCCUCCUCCACCGCUACGUCCAAACCACCCGUUUUGUCACGGAACAACUCCACGGCCGCGCCCUUUUUGGCUCUUAUCGGAACCAAUUGACCGAUGAUCCCUUGGUCCAGAAGCAGAAAAUGGACAGGACUGUGUCUAAUACUAAUGUUGUUUUCUGGCGCGGGGCGCUGUUGGCGAUGAAGGAGGAUGGAUUACCGGUUGCGUUGGAUCCGGAGACUUUGGAAACCCAAAAACGGGGGUGGGAUUUUGAGGGGCAGGUGAGGAGUCCUACUUUUACGGCGCAUCCAAAGAUUGUGCCCAAGGUUACGAAGGCAAAGGGGGCGAGGGGAGAUGCAGGUGCUGGUGAGGGAGGUGGUGCAGAGCGGAACGGGAUAAGGAACGAAGGACAGGAAAUGGUCUGUUUUGCUUAUGAAGCCGGCGGGGAACCGGGCGAUUGUUCGGUAGACUGUGUAGUGUGGACCAUUGAUGAAGAGACUGGCAAGAAGUUGGGGGAGAGGUGGUUCAAAGCACCUUUUGCGGGAAUGAUUCAUGAUUGUGGAGUGUCCGAGAACUGGGUGGUCUUGCCUCUGACUCCCCUAAAGAUGGAUUUGGAGAGAAUGAAGAGAGGCGGCGAGAAGUUCGCUUGGGACCCCGAAGAAGAUCAGUGGUAUGGCGUUGUACCGAGAGAUGGGAACGACGAAAACGGGGAGGUGGUUUGGUUCAGGGCUGAUAAUGGCUUCCACGGCCACGUAGCCGGCUGCUACGAGCUCCCCUCAGGAGAAAUAAUCAUCGACCUCACCGUCGCCGACAACAACGUCUUCUACUGGUUCCCUCUAGACCCCAAGAUCACUCCCUCCGCCCCUCCCCUCGACCCCAAAGUCCCACUUAGACCGAACAAACUCACCUCCCCCACCAUGCGCUGGAUCAUCGAUCCCCACGCGGCUCGUUCCCCCUUCGUCACCCCGCAAGGUGACACCAUCCUCGUUGCAGACACCCGCCUCACACCUGCAGUGGUCUGGCCCACAAACGGCGAGUUCUCUCGCAUCGACGAGCGCUACAUCACCAAGCCCUACAGACACUUCUGGCAAGCGGUCGUCGACCCUAGUAGGCCUUACGAUUUCGAGAAGUGUGGACCACCGGCUGGCGGACUGUUUAACUGCUUGGGACAUUUCACUUGGUCUGAUGCGCACUUUCACUCCUCCUCACCUUUGGGAUCAGACCCGGACCCCUCUACUUCUACUUCCACGGCUGCCCCAGUCCCACCUUCAGUCCCAACCGGAAGGAGUGGUAACGGUGUCAGAACGGGCCCAGCUGCACCAUCUGCACCACCCACCCACACACCUGCACCCCCCUCCACCUCAUCCAGCCCCUCAUCCAGCCCCUCCUCCCCCUACGGACCCUACGGCACAUCCGACAUCUACCACGCCUCACCCACAACCACCUUCCAAGAACCAACGUUCAUCCCAUCACCCAACAGCAAGAAGGAAGGAGAAGGGUACAUAAUCGCCCUCCUAAACCACCUAGACCAGCUGCGCAACGACGUAGUCAUCUUCGACGCUUUGAACCUGGCGCAAGGGCCGGUGGCGGUGAUCCAUCUGCCCAUGAAGUUGAAGUUGGGGUUGCAUGGGAAUUGGGUGGAUAGGAAGGAGGUGGAGGGGUGGAAGGCCCAGGGACGGCUUGCUUUGGGUGCUGGUGCUAAGGGUAAGGAGGGGGGGGAGGAGGGUGCAGGUGUG